This is a messenger RNA of Zingiber officinale, 747 nucleotides long. Its product is annotated as non-specific lipid transfer protein GPI-anchored 15-like. The record is from RefSeq and is a predicted model, not a curated record. The transcript is spliced from 3 exons. Gene Ontology annotation, biological process: lipid transport. Lineage: Eukaryota; Viridiplantae; Streptophyta; Magnoliopsida; Zingiberales; Zingiberaceae. Gene Ontology annotation, molecular function: lipid binding. The coding region runs from base 9 to 650 and encodes 213 amino acids.
CCAAUUGCAUGCACCGCCACCAGUUCGAUCUCUCUUCGAUGGCGCGGACCGAUUCACUUGUUCUUCCGACGGGCGUCGUCGCGCUGGCGCUCGUCGUCGGCAUGCUCCAGUUGGCUGCGCCGCCUCCGUCGGCCAGCGCCCAAACGCUCGGGUGCUCGCUGGCGCUGUCUGGCCUCUCGCCCUGCGUCAGCUACCUGGUCGGCAACUCCUCGUCCCCGACGUCGGCGUGCUGCUCGCAGCUGGCGGGGCUGAUGCAGACGCAGGCGCAGUGCCUCUGCCUCAUCCUCGGCGGCGGCAUCUCCCAACUCGGCUUCAUCCUCAACCAGACGCAGGCCUACACUCUCCCCGGCGCCUGCCGGAUCAGCUUCUCCGCCGGCCGCCCCUGCCUCGGAUUCAAUGCGCCUGCUCCGGUAGGGGCACCGGCCGGAGCUCCGGCGGAGGCGCCUGCCCUCCCACCUGCUGCUCCUGCCGCCACGACGCUAGCUCCGACGGUGGAUUCGACUCCGACGUCGAUACCAAAUGCCGGAGAGCCAUCUCAAGGGAAUGGUUCGAAGACGACGGGACAGGCAUCGGCGGCGAGGAGAACCUUCGGAUUCACGCCUGCUCUGUUCUUCUCCAUUGUCGCCGUGGCUUCGUAUGCUUGGAUUUGAAUUCGAUUCAGAUUUUUAAUUGGAGUUGCUUUUGAUUCUUGUAUUGGAUUGUUUGUGAUUGAUUGCUAGAGAUUGAAUAAUAUUACUUUUCAGAUUG